This is a messenger RNA of Fusarium mangiferae, 375 nucleotides long. RefSeq lists its product as uncharacterized. The transcript is spliced from 2 exons. The coding region runs from base 1 to 375 and encodes 124 amino acids. NCBI's taxonomy places the organism in Eukaryota, Fungi, Ascomycota, Sordariomycetes, Hypocreales, Nectriaceae. The record is from RefSeq and is a predicted model, not a curated record.
AUGAAUACUCCAGAGGCUGUGGAACGUUGUGUCCACUUGAUCUCUACCUUGCGUAGAUACGGAUGUUUCGACGAUCAACGCUUUGAGUCCGCUUAUAAGACACGCGCUGAAACUGUCAGUGCCGACCUUAAGAACUGGGGCGCGAUCAGUGUAGACCACACGGUCUUCCGAUAUACACUGGAAUCUGCCGUAUGGAAAGACUCCUUCUGUCAUCUUGAUUCGCCGCCGGAGUUUCCUUGGAGUAUCACCGACUUCCAACCGAGAACGUUUUUGUACUACCGAUGGAGCCUCGUCUUUCUCCUGAUCAAAGCACUCUCUGGCCGACGACCCCCUCUCCCACUCAACAACGAAUGUGAUACGGAUAUGUCAAUCUGA